Messenger RNA from Oppiella nova, 842 nucleotides. The record is from the annotation of a GenBank genome assembly. Lineage: Eukaryota; Metazoa; Arthropoda; Arachnida; Sarcoptiformes; Oppiidae.
UGAACGUACGUUCAGUCAAACAGUGUGUUUGUAAACAAUCGACUCAUUUGUCGGCAAUUUGUGUGUCUUAUCAGCGAUUGUCUCACAAUUAGACACCGAUUGAGGCAUUCAUUUGAAUCGAUAGAGUGUUAGAGUGGGUGUGAGUGAGUGAUGCCAAACGGGGGCGCAUCGGGUGGUGGGGCCAACCCUUCCGGUGCCCACAAAGGGAAGGGAGAGUGCGAUGCCAUCAAAGACGAGAAGUUGGGACUCAUGAGGGAAGUGGGCACUCAAGCCGUGUGGUCAUUGUCGUCGUGUAAGCCAGGCUUCGGUGUGGAUCAGCUCCGGGAUAACUGUCUGGAGACGUACUGGCAGUCGGACGGCCCUCAGCCACAUCUGGUGAACAUCCAGUUCCGCCGUAAGACCACAAUACAAGACGUGUGUAUUUACGCCGACUAUAAGCUGGACGAGUCAUAUACCCCUAACCGCAUAUCCGUGAGGGCCGGCAACCACUUCCACGACCUCCAGGAGGUGGAGCUCAUGGACUUGAGUGAACCCAACGGAUGGGUUGUCAUACCGUUGAAGGACUCGAAUGAGGCGCCCAUCCGAGCCUUCCUCAUACAGAUCGCUGUCCUCUCUAACCAUCAGAACGGAAGGGACACUCAUAUCAGACAAAUCAAAGUCCACUCUCCCGUCCAGAACUCCAUUGUCUCUAUACUCGACUUUCCCAUCAAUUUCACGACUGUCCAGCUCUCACAGCACUCGACCAUUAGAUAAUGUCUAUCCAUGUAUUCAUUACAAUCACUCUAUUUAUGAUUUCAUGUAAAACAAGAUUUUAUUAAAAUGAUAACCAUUUGUAUGACUGA